UAAUUGAUUAUCAUUCGGAGAAGACGAGUCCAGCACUAACGGGGUUCACCUGUGGAGGGUCUGUGAUUGGAGGGGCAUUGCGCGGCACUCCGCCCCCCCCCUCGGUGCGCCGCCCGCCUCCCCAAACCCAGAGCGCACACGGCUCCUCAGUACCUUCCUCUACCCCCAGCAUAACAUGAGCUCCCAUCUCUCCGAGCGGACGCACAACGAUACAGAUGGUUUCAUUACGGUAUCCCGCUUUACGCUGACCGAAACUGCUGUUGUUUAGGAAGAAUCUCCUUCCCCCCCCCUCCCCGUUACCGGUUGUGGUUCUUUUUUUUUUUUUUUUAUUUGGAUGCGCCAUGCAAUCUCGCUGGUGGAGUUGUGGCAUUCGGCUGGUGGCAUGGACGUGGGUUUGGAGUCUGGCUUUGCUCGGAGCGUGGUGCAUCCCAGCGAAUGAAGUGAACCUGCUGGAUUCUCGCUCUGUGAUGGGGGACCUAGGAUGGGUGGCCUACCCUAAGAAUGGGUGGGAAGAGAUCGGUGAAGUAGACGAGGACUACGCCCCCAUCCACACCUACCAGGUGUGCCGGGUCAUGGAGCAGAACCAAAACAACUGGCUCCACACCAACUGGAUCCUGACCGAGGGCGCCCAGCGGGUCUUCAUCGAGCUCAAGUUCACCCUGAGAGACUGCAACAGCCUGCCCGGCGGGGUGGGAACCUGCAAGGAGACGUUUAACAUGUAUUACUACGAAACAGACGGGGACGAGGAGGAAAUGGAGGAAGGAGAGAUGAGAGACGGAACGGGGAUGACGGAGGAGGAAGACAGGGCGAUGAAAGAAAGCAGGUACAUCAAAAUUGACACCAUAGCAGCCGAUGAGAGCUUCACGGAGCUGGACCUGGGGGACCGCGUGAUGAAGCUCAACACUGAAGUCCGCGAUUUAGGUCCUCUGACUCGGAAAGGCUUCUACCUGGCAUUUCAGGAUUUGGGCGCCUGCAUCGCUUUAGUCUCGGUGCGGGUUUUCUACAAACGCUGCCCGUUUCUAGUGAAGAGUCUGGCCGAGUUCCCCGACACCAUCCCGGGCUCAGAGGCCUCGCAGCUGGUGGAGGUAGUGGGCCGCUGCGUUAAUAACUCCCUGCCUUUAUACGAGCCCCCCAGGAUGCAUUGCAGCACCGAGGGAGAAUGGCUGGUGCCUAUCGGGAAGUGCGUAUGCCAGCCGGGGUUUGAGGAAAUCAACGGAUCCUGUAAAGUCUGCAAAGUGGGGUUUUACCGCUCGCUGCUGGAGUCUCUGGCGUGCAGUAAAUGUCCGCCUCACAGUGUGGCCAGGCAGACGGGAGCCACUUCUUGCAGCUGUGAGGACGGAUACUAUAAGAUUGACUCUGACCCUCCCAAUAUGGCCUGCACACGCCCUCCUUCUGCUCCACGUAACGCCAUAUCCAAUGUCAAUGAGACCAGCGUAUUCUUGGAGUGGUCUGUCCCCAUGGAGACAGGUGGCAGGAAGGAUGUGCGUUACAACAUCCUGUGCCGACAGGUCUUGCCAGACGGAAGGGGCUUAGAGGAAUGUGGCCCCAGCGUACGUUUUCUGCCACGCCGCGUCGGCCUGUCAAACACCUCGGUGAUGGUGGCCGACCUGCAGUCGCACACCAACUACAGCUUCCUGCUGGAGGCUGUCAACGGGGUGUCAGAGCUGGCCAAAGACCACGCGAAGCAGUACGUGUCACUUAAUGUGACAACCAAUCAGGCAGCCCCGUCCCCAGUGAGUGUGGUGAGGAAAGGUCACACAGAGAAGAGCAGCAUUGCCCUUUCCUGGGCAGAGCCUGAUCGUCCCAACGGUAUCAUCCUGGAGUACGAGAUCAAGUAUUUUGAAAAGGAGCAGGACUCCAGUUACACUAUCAUAAAAUCAAAGGAGACCGAGAUGGUGGUGGAGGGCCUGAAGCCCUCUUCAGUCUACAUCUUCCAGGUGCGAGCCAGGACCUCGGCAGGCUACGGCGCAUUUAGCCGGCGUUUUGAAUUCCAGACCAGCCCUUACUUAACUGCUACCAGUGAGCGUGCUCAGGCUUUGAUAGUAGCGGUGGCCAUCACACUGGCGCUGGUCCUACUGGCAGUGGUAGCUGGAUUCCUGCUCAGUGGACGGCGCUGCGGCUACAGCAAAGCAAAACAGGAUCCUGAAGAGGAGAAGAUGCACUUCCACAAUGGUCACAUUAAGUUCCCGGGGGUGCGCACCUACAUUGACCCCCUCACCUAUGAAGAUCCCAACCAGGCGGUGCAUGAAUUUGCCCAGGAGAUUGACGUCUCGUUCAUCUCCAUCGAGAGGAUCAUCGGCGCCGGGGAGUUUGGAGAGGUGUGCAGCGGACCACUGAGGCUGCCUGGGAAAAGAGAGAUCCAGGUUGCCAUUAAGACCUUGAAAGCAGGCUACACAGAGCAGCAGAGACGCGACUUCCUUUGGGAAGCAUCAAUCAUGGGCCAGUUUAACCAUCCCAACAUCAUCCGUCUGGAGGGCGUGGUCACCAAGAGCAAGCCAGUGAUGAUAAUCACUGAAUACAUGGAGAAUGGAUCACUGGACACAUUUCUCAAGAAGAAUGAUGGUCAGUUCACUGUAAUUCAGUUGGUUGGUAUGCUGCGUGGCAUCGCAUCAGGCAUGAGGUACCUGUCUGACAUGGGUUAUGUCCACCGUGAUCUAGCAGCUCGUAACAUCCUGGUCAACAGUAACCUUGUAUGUAAAGUGUCUGAUUUCGGCUUGUCCCGAGUCCUGGAGGAUGACCCGGAGGCUGCGUACACCACACGGGGCGGGAAGAUUCCCAUUCGCUGGACAGCUCCAGAGGCGAUCGCAUACAGGAAGUUCACAUCAGCCAGCGAUGUGUGGAGUUACGGGAUUGUCAUGUGGGAAGUGAUGUCAUAUGGAGAGAGGCCCUACUGGGAGAUGUCCAAUCAAGAUGUAAUAAAAGCAAUAGAGGAGAGCUAUAGGUUGCCGGGUCCUAUGGACUGCCCUGAGUCUCUGUACCACCUAAUGAUGGACUGCUGGCAGCGAGAACGCAGCAACCGCCCCAAGUUUGAUGAGAUUGUCUGUCUACUAGACAAACUCAUUCGCAACCCAAGCUCAUUAAAAAAGCUGGUCAACUCUUCACACAGGGUUUCCAACCUGUUAGUGGAGCAUGCCAGUGUGGAGGGGGACUGCAGCACCCGGACAAAGACUGUAGGGGAGUGGCUUGACUCCAUCAAGAUGGGUCGUUACACUGAGCUCUUCAUUGAAGGAGGUUACUCUUCGCUGGAGACAGUGGCUCAGAUGACAUCAGAGGAUUUGCGGAGAGUAGGCGUCAAUCUGGCCGGACAUCAGAAAAAAAUCAUCACAAGUAUUCAGGAGAUGAGAGUCCAUAUGAACAACACCAACUCUACUGUAAACAUCUGACGCAUUUUGUACAGGCACGCACACACCCACACGCACACCCACACUCACACUCACACGCACACAUAUACACAUGCACACAAUAUAUGGACCUAGUAUGUGACGAUUUACUGUUGGACCUAGAGCGGCUUAGCACUUUCUACGGACAAGGACACCGAGUGUUUAUGGAUCUGAGCUGGAGGAUCCACAUUUUUGUGGUUCUUGUGUGUGGAGUUCGGUUGUGGUGUCACUCGGGAUAUUUGACAUUGCAGCGCUAAAACCAAACUGAACUGAACUGAGUGGUGCUAGACGAAGGGAAGAUGGUGGUGAGAUAAAUCAACCGAACUGCAUUAAACCCAAGUGAAGACUUUUCAUUCUAAUUAUUCCAUUUGUGUGAAUCUUGGGGAUUCUGAUAUCUUGUGCACUGUUUGGAUUCUCUCAGAUCGGGCGUGAAACAUAGACUGCAGAUCUGGCUCUGAGAGCAACCAGCACUUUUUGGCUGUAUCACAAACACGGGAGUUUCAUGCAGCGGGCUCAAACUGAAAUUUUUCAGCCUGUCUCAGGAGAUCUGAGCCCAGCGGAUCUGAACAGGACUGGCUUAUUCUCUGGCAGUUUUCUCUGGAAGUACAGUUCCGUCAGGCGUCAUUGAAAUGAACACCACUCUCAGGCAGUGUAAACAUGUAAUAAUGGCUCAAGAGCAAAAUCUUUAGUUUCAAUUUUUGCUUUGCCAUGUUGAUGUGCUUAGGGCUUUGUUUUCCUGUCUCAGGCAGGUCUACAUGCCACAAGACUGGUGUAAUCCAGCUACACAACUCAUGGAAGGUCCAGACUCAUAUUCAGCACCAUAUACUUCAUUAGCCUUUCAAAGCAAUGCAAGACAAGAGUACAUAAUGCAACUUUCAUUGUAUAAUAAUUGGGUCUUGAGCCUAUAAGAAAAGAGUGAAAAGAUGCGAGGCUUUAGGCUCUGAGAUACUCUCUACAUCUGUUCUUCUGGCUGAAUGUAUAGCACUACAGAGAAUACAAUGCUCAGUCGCAGCAUCAAACUGUUAUAGUUUGAUAUGUAAAUGCUGUCAAAUAUGGAUAGAAUGUGGCAAUAGAACCAUUCUGCUCCUUAAAACCAGCUUCUGAAUGAAGCUGCAGAUUGUAUAAGAGUCUCAGCUGGUCUUUUUUUUUUUUUUUUUUCUGUAAAAUCUGUACAAAUCUCCACGAAGAUCUUGAUGAGUUCCUACAGAACUCACUCAGACCAUUCCUUCUUAUACUUGAUGUUUCACUUAUGUUUUCAUGGAAAUGUCGGUCCGAUUCUGAGGAACCUUCAUGUAGGUUCUAGCAACAUCGCAGAUCAGUCGCACAGCUUCACUGAGAGUCUAGCAGAACUGUUUACUGAGAUUCAACUGGAACCUUCUUUUCAGACAUUAUUGCAUCCUUCACCCAGAUACCGGAGAACCUUCAUUAAGAUUCCGAUGAACCUUCACCCAGGUUCUAACGGGCAACAUCGGACAUCUAUACUGAACAGUCACACAGGUUCCAAUGGAAAUAUCACAUCAUUUUCAAAGGCACAUUUAGCAGGAUUGAUGAAAUAUUCAAUCCGAUGGAAGUCCAAGAGAAUUCAGUCGAUCCUGGUGGAACCUUUUAAUGGAACUGCUACUUAGAUUCUCGUGGAAAGGAAUGGGACUAUUUACUGAUAUUCUAAUGGAACCUUCACUCAGAUUCUCCAGAAACCUCUACUAGGAUUCCAAUGCAGCCUUCACUCAAGAGUGCACUCAGAUCUUCAUGGAGCCUUCACUUAGAACCAAUAACCUUCAGGUACCGCAGAGAACCCUCAACAGUCUGUUCAGUUCACCAUGCUGCAGAGUCUGCCUGCCCCACACAUCUGCCACACCACAAUAAACCUCACUCUAACAGGACUGCUGAAAAUAAGGAGGCAAUAUUGAUCAACUUGAUAAUCAUUUAUUUAUUUAUACCUGUUUAAAGAAAUGAGCAAAAAUGAUGUAAACCGUUUGUGUUUCGUCAUAAUACUCUCUUGGACUACUGAGCAGCUCAGCCUACACGUCUUUCAUGUAUAUAAUGUAUUAUAUAUUUAAAGCAGGGAGCAUCGUUCUUCUGUCCACCAUCACGUGGACAGGUUGGUAUUGAUCAAGCAUCUCAGAGUAGUAUACAUUAGUAAAUAGUGACAAUUAUUCUAAAUCAGCAUUCCUGCUACUUGGACAUGGGCCACUGUCAGGUGGGGGCAACCAGCACAUCUGUCUCCAACUAAGAAGGCCCGAAUGGGUAUGCAGACAGAUCAAAUAUUCAUAUUAUGUUGUUGGUGAUUGUGUUUCAUUUCAAGUUUUGGUGAAGACCUAUACAUAUUUUCAGUGGGCCUCUCCAAAAGCAGGAGCAGUAUGCACAGGGAUUGAUAUAUGAACCUCUGGUGUAUGGUAUGGUUUAAAUUUAUACAAUGAUGUCAAUGAUCAAGCCCUUGCUUUACUUCUCUUUGGUAUGGUAUGUUAUACAUCACUACUCAGUGCUUUAUUGCUAAAACUUGACCCUUUUCACCAUUGUGUUCACCUAAAGCAGAAACUGAGUUCUGACAUUAGAUAUAUAUCCUCUUUUCAGAUGACAUGCUAAUAUUUUUCUUGGUUAUACACAGUGUACUGCUAGUGCUGUGGCGUUAAGAGCGGAAAUGAAAUGAGAUUGUAAAGUUAGUUUUAUAAGAGGUGGCAUCACCUGACUGUAUGAAAAGCAUAGAAAAGCACACAAGAAGAAUGUAAGGUUUUAAAGGGGUAUUUCACUAUUUUUAGAGAACAUGUUUGUCUUUUAAACACUCAGACCUCCCUCUGAGUUCAACUAGUAAGUAAGUGAAAGGCCUGGUUAUCUGCUGGUAGAAAGUCGUCUCACUUGGCGCUCAAGCUUUUCCCGCAUGGUGUCAAGAUCAAGAUCAUACUUCUUGACUGGUUUCAUAAAAGAAUGCGAGUGGGGAAUGGUCACAAUUGAUAUUCACCACAAGUAUGUGUUUUUAAAAGUCAAAGUGUUCUAACAGAGUGAAGAUUUGCUUGUCAGAUAAAUAUCUGCAUAGUCUCUUUAGUCUACAUUUAUCACUUUGCAGGCUCGGCUCAAGUAUUAAUAUGCUAUAUUGUAGAACAGUUGCCAUUUGGAACAUUCAAUCUGUGGUUUUGUACCUUUUUUUGAACCACAGCAUACUUUUUUUAUUGAAGCAGCUCUUAUUUUUGUCUGAAAAACUGCAACACAUUCUUUUGGCAGUAAAACAUGUAUAUAUGUGGACUAUUGUGGCUAUGCAGAUCUGUAAUUUUGGGGGGAAAUGCAUCAGUAAUAUGGUGCACUUUUUAUAGUAGACAAUAUAAGGCAUGUACAGCGAAAGUAAUUGGACUGGGUGCUUUUAAUUUACUACCCAGCAUGUUUUCAAUUAAAGUUUCCUCAGUCGUAUGAAUACCACAGGCAUUUGAUGAUGUUUCACAGUGUUUUGAUCCUUCCAAAAUUUCAUGUUAUUGGCUUUUUACAACCACUCUUUUCAGUUAAACUUUUAACUUAAAAAACUAUGCCUGGGGCAUGAACAAUUGGUGAAAAGUACACCCUUAUAAGUGCCUCUCAUCUUUUGAGCACCGUUAUUUCCUUCCCCGCCAAAAUGCUAUGCCCCUGUCGUGCCCCAACUUUCUACAGUAUGUAUUUACUUUUUGCCAACAAUAUCUACAGGCAAUAAGAAGAAUGUCAGACAAUGUGUAUGUUGGAACUAAUUUAAUUUGCACUUUAUGAGAAAUCUGUUGCCCUUUUGUUUGACUAAAAUGUCUAUAGAUGACUAACUUUUUAGCGUCAAAGUUUUUCUUAAUAAUUUACUAUAUACUUGCCAUAAUUAAUGUGUGCCCUGAUGCAGAUUAUAUCACUACAUUUUCUCAAUGCUUCCCAUGGUGUAAAAUUUGACAGUUAAGCACAAGGCAUUGGUAAUAUUUUUAAAAACAAAUCAAAGCUAUAUAUAUGGAAAACUAAAGCAUCACUGAUGUAGAGCACCAUUUCCUCGUGUACGGCACAACUAUACACCUUCAGAACGCAAGCACAGGGUUUUACAGGAAUCUUUUAGGACAGUGAGCAGAUGAUAAGAUUUUAUACAGGAGGUCAAUAGCACUAGCCCUCGAUGUCAACAAACUUCCGUCAGACAUUUUGUCUUGACAGUAUUUGUGGCGUUUCAGCAUUACCACUGAUGAGUAAAAAAAAAAAAUUAAAAACAGGUAUUGAUUUGUUUCACCUUUGAAAUGGCAUGAUUUUAUCCUGGCCAUGUCUUAUAAAGUAAUUCUCAUUUAGCAGGAAGAAACAAAGCACAGCAAACCAGCAAAGACUUGCAAAGAUUUAUUGAUGUGUUGUUACUCUACAAUGACUGUCAGCUGGAACUCCAUUAGCCAUGCAGUGAAGUGUGUAUGCAGGAACGGUUUUUGUAAAGUCAAAUUAAAAUACAUGACACAUUUGGUGUAACAUUUGAACCAACAACUUUGUUCUUUGAAAUGGAUUUUCAGAAGAAGGGAAUCUCAUUCAUUUACACCAAUAUACACAGAGAGUUCUUGCGUAUUACAUUGGGGUUUGUUGAAAUUGGCUCCAUCAAAGCACUGCAUAAAUCGUUGGUUUGACUGAAUUCUAGUAAAUGUACAAAAGCAAUACCCGAUACCUGAUAUUUUGGUUUGAAGACACUUAAUCGUGAUGAAAAACAUGUUUUUGGUGUCUUUGAAAAACUCCAGGAAUAAAGCAGAGAAGUGGGCGGGGUUAUAUGUUGGGCCAGGGUUCAAUAGCAACAGUCCUAAUGUUUUCUUUAGUCAGUGAUAAUAAUUUUAACUAGCAGUCUGAGAAUUUCAGAUACUUAGAUCAUAUGGUUUUUUUGGUUUUUUUUUUGUCAGUUGAAUCAUCAGCUCAAAGAGCAAAUGUGCAGAUAAAGAUAAUGUUACAAGACUUUCUACAUCCACAGUCUUGUUCCUGGUUGCCCCAGGAUGUUUGGAAUACGUUUGAACUGAUCUUUAGCCGACAUCUUCAUCAUAACAAUGAGGUGUGUGGGAAUUGUAAUAUUGUGUGCCAUUUGACAAAUCACAUUGAGGCAAAUAAACCCUUUUUGUAAAAAGUAAACUUUCAAAUGCAAAUUUGCAAUGGGAAAGAUACUUCUGUUACCAAUGGCUCCGCCCACUUUGCAACUGCAUAGUUAACUUCUCAGGAAGUGGAAAAUAGGUACAUUCAUUGGGACAUGACACAUGUGGUCUUAGGGAAAAAAACAUGCAGUUUUCACUCAAAGUGUCAACAUACAAAAGCAGGUAUGCAGUUAUUAGGUUUUCCCCAUGUCAAAGACGAUGAUCAUUUUAUCGGUAACUCACACAUAAGGUUUUAAACAAUUGAAUAACUGUUUUGUGAUUCAUUGAAAGCACAGUAAAAAUACUUAGCUAUUGAUGUGCUAUUGGUUUGUCUUUGAGACUGUCAUGUAUUAUGUUUGUGUUGAUGUUUUUGUAGUGUGUUAUCAAAUUCUAUAUUUUUGCAAUAAAACUUUUAAAAAAUCAA
Molecule: messenger RNA, 8879 nt
Organism: Seriola aureovittata
Lineage: Eukaryota; Metazoa; Chordata; Actinopteri; Carangiformes; Carangidae
Product: ephrin type-A receptor 5
Exons: 19
Coding region: 342-3383 (1013 amino acids)
Biological process (GO): protein phosphorylation; cell surface receptor protein tyrosine kinase signaling pathway; axon guidance
Cellular component (GO): neuron projection; plasma membrane
Molecular function (GO): transmembrane-ephrin receptor activity; ATP binding; protein binding
Source: RefSeq, a predicted model, not a curated record